Molecule: messenger RNA, 3409 nt
Organism: Elaeis guineensis (African oil palm)
Lineage: Eukaryota; Viridiplantae; Streptophyta; Magnoliopsida; Arecales; Arecaceae
Source: RefSeq, a predicted model, not a curated record
AUCCCACCAAAGCCAUUCCUCCGGGCUAAGAAACAAACCAAGAGCAGAAGAGAGAGAGAGAGAGAAAGAGAGAGAGAGAUGAAAUUAUUAGUAGUAGCAGGGGAAGGCAAGGAGUUUUGCUCUCCUCCACAUCGUGUUGCUAUUCUUGUAGUCUUCUCCGGACUGUUAUUUUUGAGUUGCUUUCAUGACUUCGGCUGCAGAGCCCAGCAACUGGCCCAAGAAGAAGUUAAAGCAUUAAAGUUGAUUGCCUCCAAGUUGAGAAAGGAGUGGGACUUCUUGGUGGACCCUUGCAGCGGGAAUGCAGGGUGGGUGGAACCUACAAGCUCUGAUGAGAUUGCCACCAAUGUCACUUGCGAUUGCAAUGUCACCUCCAAUGUCUGUCACGUGACUAGCAUCUUGCUCAAGGGUCAGAACCUAACCGGAGUCCUUCCAGAGGAAUUUGCUAACCUUACCUACUUAAGUGUGCUAGAUCUUUCAUGGAACUAUCUCAAUGGAUCCAUUCCAGCCAACUGGGCUUCUCUUCCUCUCACACAGCUGUCUCUUCUAGGAAAUCGGAUCUCCGGGAGCAUCCCAAGGGAGCUUGGGAGCAUCAUCUCCCUUCAGUCCCUGGUGUUGGAAAAUAACCAGCUGCAAGACUCAAUCCCCACGUCUCUUGGUAACCUGAACAACUUAAAACAGUUCCUUGCUUCAGCGAAUAACUUAAGUGGAGAGUUGCCAGACUCACUUGGCAAUCUUAAGAACCUGACAGACUUUAGAAUAGAUGGGAACCCAAUCUCAGGGAAAAUUCCUAGCUUCUUUGGGAAUUGGACUAAGCUCCAAAGGCUAGACAUGCAAGGAACAUCCAUGGAGGGGCCCUUUCCUCCAACCUUCUCAACAUUGGGAUCCUUAACUGAGCUGAGAGUUUCUGGCUUGAAGGGAGGAGAUGGGAAGUUCCCUUCGCUGCAAAACAUGAAAAACAUGGAAAGACUGGUGUUGAGAAACUUGUCAAUAUCUGGUGAACUUCCUGAUUUUAUUGGGGAAAUGGCCAAUCUUAAAACCUUAGAUCUUAGCUUUAACAAUCUGACAGGUCCAAUUCCAAGCAGCUAUGAUGGACUGAUGAAUUCAAUAAAUUAUAUGUACCUUACUGAUAACAUGCUAAAUGGAUCGAUACCCAAUUGGAUCUUGAGCAGCCAACAAAAUUUGGAUAUUUCUUACAACUCCUUUACAGGAUCCUUGGCUCCAUCUGGUUGUCAAGAAGGAAAUUUGAAUAUGGUUUCUAGCUAUUCAUCAACAGAAAAUAGUUCGAUAGUACCAUGUUUAAAAAGAAACCUCCCAUGUCCUGUGAAAGAUAGAAACUACAACUUGUUCAUAAAUUGUGGUGGUAGAAAGGUGAUAAUUGAUGAUGAUGAAUAUGAAGCUGAUCUAUCACAAUUGGGUCCAUCAAGAUUUGCUGUUGCUUAUAGUAAAAAAUGGGCAUAUAGCAGUACAGGAGAUUUUGUGGGAAAUGACAAAGCAAGAUAUGUUGCUACAAAUGUAUCAGUAUUGAACAUGACCAGUCCAGAAUUGUACAUGACUGCUCGUCUUAGUCCUCUCUCCCUCAGAUACUAUGGCCUCUGCUUACAGAAAGGAACUUAUACCGUCAAUCUUCACUUUGCUGAAAUAAUGUUUACUGAUGAUCAGACAUACUUCAGUGUUGGAAAGCGCAUCUUUGAUGUAUCGAUACAGGGCCAAAAGGUUUUGCAAGACUUUAAUAUUGCAAAGGAAGCAAAUGGCACUGGUAGGCCAAUCAUCAAGUCUUUUACUGCUACAGUAGAUGGUACUCUGGAAAUUCACUUUCAGUGGGCUGGCAAAGGGACAAACUCCAUUCCCGAAAGAGGUGUAUAUGGACCACUUAUAUCAGCUAUUUCAGUUACACCAAACUUCGAUAUUCAAGAAAGCAAGCUAUCUAUUGGAGCUAUCUUUGGCAUUCUAGCAGCUUCUUGUGUCACAAUUGUGCUAAUGUUAAUUAUGCUAUGGCUUUUCUUUAGAAGGAAAAAUGCUGAGAAAGAUGAACUUCAAAGCUUAGAGUUGCAAACUCGUUAUUUCAGCUUGAAACAGAUUAAAGCUGCCACCAAGAACUUUGAUCCUGCAAAUAAGAUAGGUGAAGGCGGCUUUGGUCCAGUUUAUAAGGGUGUGCUGCCAAAUGGUUCUGUAAUUGCGAUAAAGCAGCUAUCCUCCAAGUCUAAACAGGGAAACCGUGAAUUUAUUAAUGAGAUAGGCAUGAUAUCAGCUUUGCAACACCCAAAUCUAGUCAAGCUUUAUGGGUGUUGUAUUGAAGGAAAUCAAUUACUGCUAAUAUAUGAAUACAUGGAAAAUAAUAGUCUCGCCCUUGCUCUAUUUGGACGUGAAGGAUGCCAAUUGAAAUUAGACUGGCAAACGAGGCGUAAGAUUUGCCUAGGGGUAGCAAGAGGUUUGACAUAUCUUCAUGAGGAAUCAAGGUUGAAGGUUGUUCACCGAGAUAUCAAGGCAACAAAUAUUCUACUAGACAAAGAUCUCAAUGCAAAAAUAUCCGACUUUGGUCUGGCCAAGCUUAAUGAAGAAGAGAACACCCAUAUCAGCACCCGUAUAGCUGGAACUAUGGGGUAUAUGGCUCCUGAAUAUGCCUUGAGGGGUUACUUAACAGACAAAGCAGAUGUCUACAGCUUUGGAGUAGUCAUGUUGGAGGUUAUCAGUGGAAUGAGCAACACAAAUUAUAGGCCUAUGGAGGAUUGCGUUUAUCUUCUUGAUUGGGCCUAUGUUUUACAAGAGCAGGGAACUCUGCUUGAACUUGUUGACCCGAGCCUUGGUUCCAACUACUCAAAGGAAGAGGCACAGCAGAUGUUGAAUUUGGCUCUUAUAUGCACCAGCCCUUCUCCAAUUCUCAGGCCUUCAAUGUCCACCAUCGUGAGCAUGCUCGAUGGAAAAACACCUAUACAGCUCCCAUCAGCGAACCGAGCAGUCUCCCAGAGUGAGGAUUUUAGAUUCAAGUCCUUAGAGAGAAUGUCUGACGUGAGCCAAAUGCGGAAUGUUUCAACAGAAGGGCUGUGUGUUGAUACCUCAGUUAACAAUGAUCAAAGAGGUAAAGAAGAUAACAGUCUAAAUUCCUCAUCAAGUAAUGUUUCUCAUCAAGCAGUCUAAAUAACUCAAGUAGCUUUGGCAGCCUGGGCAUGAGGCUAUGAAAGAUUCAGAUGAGAUCUAAACUUUUAACAUGCCAUUUUGACUGGGGAAGUGUUUACGUUGGUAUAGAAAUUAGUGGAGCUUAUCCUCUCCCUCUUACCAAAAGGGAAAAAGAAUUACAUAGAGUAGUUUACAGUACUUUGAAAGGAGAAACACUGAUGAAGAGUCAUCCAAAUUUAUGCAUUAUUUAUUAGAAUAUUAAUUACAUAAGUCGAAUAAUAAGUUUGGAAUAUGA